AUGGCCUGCACCGCACUGUUGACUAGGGGCCCGGGUGUUGUGGACACUGUCCAGGCCGAGCUUAGCGAGGCACUCACCAAGCCCGGCGACCGCGUCGCCAUGCAGGUCAUUCCACCAUGCGUGGUGCAGGCCCGCCGCGACCACCUGAUCAAGGGUGCAUUUGUCCAGAGCAGAAUUGGCGCUUAA
Thecamonas trahens ATCC 50062 is the source of this 186-nucleotide messenger RNA. RefSeq lists its product as uncharacterized. The transcript has 2 exons. The record is from RefSeq and is a predicted model, not a curated record. The coding region runs from base 1 to 186 and encodes 61 amino acids. NCBI's taxonomy places the organism in Eukaryota, Apusomonadida, Apusomonadidae.